UUGUGCGAGGGAAGGGUUUCUCUGCGUGGAGGGAUGCAUCCCGCAGAGCUCCUGGGCGAGGAGCGAGGGCACCGUGGGAGCGGAGCGGGGCGGGUCCGGCCCGGCGGGCGUGGGCCCGGGCGGAAGGCGGACUCUGCUCCUGGGGACCCUGCGUCCCUGUGAGCACAGCGGGGACGGCUGUGCGUAGGAGACUUAGAGUUGGUUGUCCCCGCACUGGCCAGGAGCCACAUGGGGCCAUAGACCGCCCACCAUGGAAAUGUGGAUGGUUCGCGUUGAGAUGUGGCGAAAAGUCGAAGCUCAACACGUACUAGCCAGCGCACCAAGUGACAGGAACCUCUGCCGCUUCCGGGCUCUGGGCUGCCAGACCACCCACUCCAACCAGGAGGUUGUGCAGAACUGCUGGUUAGUCUUCUUUGCCACCAAGCCCCAUGUCCUGCCAGCUGUCCUGGCAGAGGUGGCCCCCGUGGUAACCACUGAGCACAUCUUGGUGUCUGUGGCCGCCGGGAUCUCUCUGAGUACCCUGGAGGAGCUGCUGCCACCGGCCACACGGGUGCUGCGGAUCUCCCCCAACCUGCCCUGCGUGGUUCAAGAGGGCGCUAUGGUGAUGGCCCGCGGCCGCCACACUGGAAACAGCGACGCCGAGCUCCUGCAGACCCUGCUGGAGGCCUGUGGGCAGUGCGAGGAGGUACCUGAGGCCCACGUGGACAUCCACACCGGCCUCAGUGGCAGCGGCGUGGCCUUCACUGGGUGCUUCAUCCAGGGAGAGCGUCAGCUUUGUCAGUCCCCACCCCUCACUGCUGCAGGUGUGUGCCUUCUCCGAGGCCUUGGCCGAAGGUGCCAUCAAGAUGGGCAUGCCCAGUGGCCUGGCCCACCGCAUUGCUGCUCAGACCCUGCUGGGCACAGCCAAGUUGUUGCUGCAGAAGGGGCAGCACCCGGCUCAGCUGCGGACAGACGUGUGCACGCCGGGCGGCACCACCAUCUAUGGGCUCCACGCGCUGGAGCGGGGCGGGCUGCGGGCGGCCACCAUGAGCGCCGUGGAGGCUGCCACCUGCCGGGCCAGGGAGCUGAGCGGGAAGUAGGGAGCGGGCACUGGCCGUGGCCGCCCCCAGGCCCUCCUUCCCUGCCCCUUCCCGGCACUGCAGCUCUCCCUCCAGGCCGGAAUCCCCAGGGCUGCCCCAUCCCUGCGUGAGGAAAUGAGGACAGGACCGGAGGGGUUGGCAGGCGGGGAAUCCCCUCACCUAUAGGAACCGCCCCCGUGGGGCAGAGAACACUGUGGUGGUGGGCCCCCUUCGUGGGUGGCCCGGGUUCUGGGGGCCUGAGCGUUGGGACGUGGUGGGCUGGCUGCGUGAGGCAGGAGCAGAGAAGCUGGGCGGGCCCUUCUGACAGCCGUGUGACCACCGCCAGCUGGGGGGGCGACGCAGAGACUGCACAAAGACUUGCUCUGUGCAGUGAAGCCAGCCACAUCCGUCUCGUCCCCAGGUUGACCUGCCAUUAGGUGGGGCUACCCACAGGGAGCUGGGCCCUGACCCUGCCAGGCCCCAAGAAGAGAACGGGGCUGGGUGUCCUUGCCCUGGCUGAGGAGGAGCUGCACCCAGGUCCUUCC
Neofelis nebulosa (Clouded leopard) is the source of this 1603-nucleotide messenger RNA. It is a transcript of the gene PYCR3, whose product is annotated as pyrroline-5-carboxylate reductase 3. The transcript is spliced from 6 exons. Lineage: Eukaryota; Metazoa; Chordata; Mammalia; Carnivora; Felidae. Gene Ontology annotation, molecular function: pyrroline-5-carboxylate reductase activity. Bases 251 to 1189 code for a protein of 312 amino acids. Gene Ontology annotation, biological process: L-proline biosynthetic process. The record is from RefSeq and is a predicted model, not a curated record.